AGAGGAGAUUUUGAUAAAUGCAAUGGAAGCUAAAAAAGUAGCAAUGGAUGGAUCAGAAAACUCGUCAGAUUCUGGCUUCAGGAGUUCUGCUACUGAUAAUCCUCAUAGUUUGGAUAAUAACUUCCAAUGCAAGUGUAACAAUAAUCACAAAGAUUCUGUGACGGAAAAGACUAUAAUACAGUUGGAUGAAACUUAUAAUGAACGAUGUGUAGACGAGAAUACAAGAAAGAGACCUGCGAUUGGUGACUCAGAAGCAACUAGUCCAAAGCGGCUACAUUUGGAUCAGUCAAACAAUGAACUGGAGUUUACUUUAAAAAGACAAAAGUGUAUUAGGAGGAAGAGACCCCAAAGCAUUGAGAAGUCAAAUAUUGCAAGAAACUGUUACUUGGAGACCAAGACUUUAGCAUCCCUUGUGAAAAGAUCUACAGAUUCUUUUGACUCGGUAUCGAAAGACGGAUUUGUGGCAAAGAGCUCAGAGGUAUUUAGGAUAUCGAGGCCUCAGACUUAUCAUAAUGGACAAAGUCAUCAGUCAAAGGUCAAUGGCAACUGUUCAGAAAAUGGUUUAACUGCCUUAAGUAUACCAAUGGUUGAGGAAGAUUGUAAUAUUGGAAACAAAGGUACAUCAACUAGUAGAUGUUCAAAAGGAUAUCCCCGUAGUAUUAGUGAUUCAAUCAAACUUUCAAUAACUAGUGGAGAAUCUAUAGAUGAAAAUUGGAUCUGGAAAGAUAACCACGAGCAAAACAAAACUUGUAUUGUGAAAUCUGGAGACAACAGUAGUUCUGCACGACCUCAAAGCAACAAUAAACACUCUUGUGGGGAAGCCUCUCAAUCAAACUCGAGUACUCUCACGGAGUUGUCAUGUAGUAGCUUUAAAAGUAAGAAACUACAAAUCACUGACAACUCCAGUGUGGAGAAGGGAUGUUAUAUGGAAACAAGAGGCCUACCAAGUAGCACCUUUACAGAAGAAUCCUAUUCUGAUCAUAGAAACAUACGGAAGUGUUUGGUGUUUGAUCUGUCGAACAAUGAUACGAGUUUAUCGGAGAUUUCCAGCAGGAGUGGAGUUGUUGACGUCAAGGGAUGCGUGGAGUUGAAGAUAUAUGGGGAAGAAGAUGCAGUCUGCGUUGAUGUUGUCAGGUGUACAGACCUGUUUCGGCCGAACGGUGAAAAAAUAAACGCCUACGUCAAGGUUUGCGUGAGUGACCGGUUAGGGGCAAGAAAGAAGAAUCCAGGACUUCAAAGAACUGCAGUCCAUGCAGAAUCUGCAAAUCCCUACUUUAACCAAACAUUCAAGUUUCCACUAGCUCAAGAUGACUGUCAAAGGAGGGUGCAUACAGAAGUUUGGCAUAGGGAUAGAGCUAACAGAAUAAGUGAGUUCCUGGGAUGUGUCUCCUUUGAUGUGGAACAUGUUGUUAAGGAGGGCUCCAUCAGCGGCUUGUACCUGCUACAACCGCACCGUCAGGGCCGCAGCAUAACGCCGCCCCUCGCCUUGUCGGCUGGGGGCGGGACGAUGAUGCAGCAGUGCAGAGGCGGCGACGGGAGCGGCAGUGUGGGCGGAGCUUUCGAUGACGCCGUCUUCCUGGACGACGCCGCGUGCGCCGAUGAGCUGCUCAGCAGGUCGGCGACUUGCGACGAUAAGCAGGCGUUGGAUGAGCAGCAGAAGUACGCUGAUGAACACCUCUUUCUCAGGUACCUGGAGCUAGACCCGACCGAAGGUCCUGACGCCACAUGCGCCGCCACUCAACGCACCGCCGCGGCAGCGGCAGGAGGCGGCGCCACCCCUCGUCAAGGUCGAACGCCGUUCACACACACCAAACGGCUAGUUCGGUCCCGCCCAUCUGGAGGAUUCGGCUUCUCGGUCGUGUGGACACGCCCACCAAGGGUGGAGCGAGUAGAAAGAGGCGGAGCGGCUGAUAAGGCGGGGCUGCUUCCUGGCGAUUACAUUAUCUUCGUGGAUCGGUUCAAUGUGGUUACCAUGCCGGAGGUCGACGUGCUCAGUUUGAUUAGAUCCUGCGGCAACCAGCUAACACUCGAAGUAUUCCGCCGAGCAGGAGGCGGAACAGCUGGCAGUACCUCCCGCAACGGCUCUCUCCCCACUGCAAACAAACGCCUAUCAGCAUCCUGCGCCCCGUUGUCCCGCCCAUCCAUCGCGGCCCCGCCCACGCGCCGUCCCUCCACCGUAUGUUCCACGACCGCCCACACGACAGUGACGGAGUACGGAGGGGCGGGCAGUCAAAGGAGGCGGUUACAAUUGGCCACUACGCCUCAAGCUGUCGCCUUCUGUACGGAGAAAUCAAACAAUCCAGAAGAAAAUCGUCGGAAAGCAAUGUAUCAACUGAUCAGCAAAGAGCAACAGUAUGCGACUCACCUCCAGUUCGCCAUCUCUAGGUUUGUCUCAGCACUGAACGAACGCAAAGAUCUCAUCACUCCUGCUGAGCAUAAGCUGUUGUUCCAGAAUUGCGAAGAGAUUCUUCGGAUAACAGAAGAUAUCCUCGACACCUUGAUUCAAGAAGAUGGCGAGCCCCAAAUUCAUCUAUUAGUGAGAACUUAUCAUAUGAAGUUGCACGAAAUAACCACCGGUUAUAGGAAAUAUUGCUCAGGAAUUAAGAAGGCGGAUUGUAUAUUAGCGAAUAAAACGAAAAAUACAAACUCGGAAUUCUCAAGGUUCCUCCAAGUGCCGCAGAUACCAAGGAGGCGACCCGACAUAACAGCCUUCAUCCAUAAACCUCUCGAGCAUUAUCGGGAGAUGCUUCGGCUGCUCACCACCAUCCAGGGUAACACCAAAUCUAACCACGAAGACUUUCCUGUGAUAAAUAAAGUUGUGCACGAUUUACAGUUAACAUAUAGAGAAAUAACUGCCGGUUCUGGACUCAUGGAACCAGUAGGAGAGGGUAGACCCUUAUUGACAGUACAAGAUUUAGAAAAUAGGCUAGUUUUUACAAAAUGUAAGCCGUUUGUGCUUAACAAACCAGGCCGCCAGUGGAUCUUCGGUGGAGAUCUGACUCGAAUAGAGGGUAAGAACGUCCGGCAAUGUUGGGCUUUGCUGUUCAGCGAUCUCUUACUUUUUGCCAAGGCAUCAAGAGAUAGGGUACUUUUUGUAAUCGAAGAACCUAUACCACUCGCAAAUGUAUCGGAUGUUAUUUUCAACGUCAGGAAAAAAGACACGGAGUUCCGUCUGACAAUCAACCCCGAAGGGAAAAAGGCCAGCAGCCCUACAGCCCAUUGUGGUCCGGAUCUGAGCCGGACCCCAAGAAAGGGUGCAGGUAGAAAGACGGUCCUAGCCCUAAGGGCGCCCACACCUGAACUGAAAGCAGUAUGGCAGAACUUGCUCCAGAAGCAGAUCUACCAAGCAACCAGCAACAUGGACGGCAGCUCGCCAAACUCGCCCUUGGAGUCUCCCGAAGUGCCCAUCACCUCUUCGAUAGUGACCCUGCAUUCUACUGAGUCACUCUCGGCGGUACGUCGACAGACCCCCCAACCUCCCACGUGCCCCGCCAGUGAGGCUCAGAGGCAGCUGGACCUCAUCAUCGAGCACAAGUGCAAACAGCUGCGUAGGUCCUCCAACUGCAGUAAUCGGUAUAACGCUAUCCAUCUUGAGAGGUGGAUGAAGGGCCAACUGGAGUCCGAGCAGUUCCCAGAUGCCCCCGAGAUGGACUCCAUUGACGAAGAAUGGACCGAAGAGCAGUUGCGCAAGAGGUCCGAGGAGUUGCAGCUUAUCGACAAGGAAGGUAACGUGACAUGUAAGGAGGUCAAUAGAGGUGAGAGCAGGUGUGAAGAGGAAAUCAUUCUGUCCGAUCAUAGUCCGUCCAAGAGCACUACAACCGAGAGUCAGGUAACCGUAAGGUCAAGCCCCCAGUUCCCAGAAACCGUACCAGUAUGUCGUCAGUGCCACAAAAAUUGCCUUAGUAAUAACGGUAGUAUCAAAAAUUAUAACGACUGCAAUAGCAACAAAACCAGUCCAAAGCUUGAAAACUCAGGAAACUGCAGAAAAACGAAGAAUGAUAGGGACUGGCAACCUAUGAUGCAUUCAGGUAUCACCACAAAUAGUUAUGUGACCAUAGAUCCGUUUUCAGUUCCUCUAAUUCCUAAGAUAUCAGUGUUGCCAGCCACUCCGGAAAAUUCAACGAAGACUGCAAGUUCUGAGAACGAUAGAGAUGAAUCAACCCAGUGCCAAACUGUUAACUGUAAUCAAAAUUCUAGCUGUAGUAGAGUGCCAAUCAAUCUGGAAUAUUCUAAUGAAGUAGACAAUUCGCCAGACGAUUCACCUCAAACUGAAGAGCAUCCUUAUCAUUCACUUAAUAGUUCGGUAACAACAUUACGAAGGUUUGGAACGGUGUCCAGUCUUGAACGUGUAGGUUCCGACGAACGGGACGAAGAAAACGUCCAAGAAGAUGAGUCAAAAGAAGAAGAUGACGAGGAAAGCGAGGAUGAUGAUGAAGAAGAUGAAGAUGAUGGAGGCGUCGAUAACGAAGCCUUUUAUCAAACGUCAAUCAGGCAUUGGACCAUCAGAGCCGGGACUUUCGUCGCUGAAAAGAUGGCCUUCUUUGAGAAACUGGGGGAAGAUUACAGGACGGGGGGAUUUUUUGACAGAUACCUCAAGUCUCCCGACAAUCCAUUAAAUGGAGAAGAGCAACAGGAAGAAGAAACGUCAGGUGGUACAUCUGGAGAAGAGAUCUGGGGCACACCAACAAGUGGCGAAAUGGAUGAUAACCUUUCACCUUAUGAAGAUAGACAAUCGCCUAACGAAGGUUCAGUGAACUCGGACUACGCCGAUGACACAGAGUUGAUGAUGGACGAACUGUUGAUGACACCUCCGAUCACUGGAGCAGUGAUGAGAGGAUUGCUGCCCCGCAGGACCUUGGAACCCCUCAUUGAAGAGGAAGGAAGCGAAACUUCUUCGUCUUCGGAUGGAAGCACCACCGAACCAUCGGGGACUAAUAGUGAACAGGUAGGGCAGGUUACUCACCACUGGCGCUGUUGCUGACACAUGUUCGGCUGUUGCUGCGGGAGCGGCAAACACAGCGGCAGACGCGCAAGAAGGAGACACCACCGACGGCUCCUCCGCAACCGGAGGCAGCGAGACUCCCCCGGGAACGCCUCCCAACUCACCGGAAACAGCAGCGGGGAAUGCCGAGGGGGUUCAGAGGGUAGAAGAGCUGAAUCAGGAGGAGGCGAUGGUGCGGAUACAUCGAGCGGAGAGUUACAGGCGUAUAGUCGAAGCAGCAGAAGAAGACUUGUUGCAGCAGGGAGAAGCAUUCUUCUUCAAUCGGUUCAAGCCGGCAGCGAAGUUCGUCAGCAUUGAACGAGUACCCAGAUCAAAAAGCAUUAAAAUUUUUGAAUUCUUCAAUGUCAGGAAACCGGAAAGGAGAAUAUACGAAUCAUUUCCAGAAGGCAGGCAGUAUCUUCAGUUCUUCCAUAAGGGUGAAUCCAGCUCCAGUGCAACUCCCGAUCUGCUAUCAACAAAGCCGACUUCGCCCAGAAGACUCAGGGAUAAACAGCUGGAUAGAAGAUUCUGGAAACAACUGAGCAAGAGAAGAAGUGCUAAAGUCAGCAAUCCGGCCUAAUUGUGUCAAUCUUAGCUAGAGUGUUACAAGUUGAAAAACUGAUCGUAUCGUUGAAAUUGUUGAAAUAUUAGUCGAAGCUCAAAAGUGAUGAGAGUGCAAGAAGAAGUUUUUGGAACACUGUUAAAUAUAAUUCAAUAACUCUUGCAUGGUGCGUAUUUUGAAUUUGUUCUUAUAGAUUUAGGCAAUAUACAAAUAGAAGCACACUGUGACCUGUUGAAGUGAACCUAAGUGACAAUCUAUUUAACAUAAAAAAAUGUUGAGUAUUCAGAAGAGCAUAACACACGAAGAUUUGUACCUUUUUUUUACCCGAAAAUGCAUAACAUAAGAGGACAAGAGUUAAAACAUACAUGGGAUUAAUUGCGACGUUGAUGGCUGACUUUGAGGUGAUUUCUUUUAGAAAGGAAGUUUUUUCGACAAAAAAAGUUAAUUUUUUCGUUAUGAAUGUAUUUUUUAUCAGUGGACUUCUAAUUGGUUAUAAGGCAAAAAUGUCCCCUGGCGACGCUUUUUUAAAUAGUUACUGUACAAAUAUCUUGUAUCUGUUUCAAUACGAUUUCAAGCAAGAGAAUACGCUCAAUAUGAAGCCAUUUAAUUGGUCCAAAAUCGUUGGAUAGCCCGUUAAAAAUGGCCAUUUUUUAGAAAAAUUAACUAUUGGAUAUUUGUAUUAAACGUUCAGAAUUUGUGAAUCAUAUUUUUUUUGAAUUUCAAGCAGAACAAAGGCUUUUAUUUGAGAUUCACCGUUAUCCAUUUUCCUAUAAAAAAUAAAUGUGGAGAUAUACGAACGUUGACAUCCUUUUUACAACCUUUAAUUUCACUUGACCUAUUUGUUAGAGAGGGACAAAUAUUGGGUUUAAUUUUUUACCAGAUAAGCAGUUGAAAGUUUGUAGACACGUUAGGUUCGUGUGACAAUACACAAAAAAAACUAAUUGCCACCAUUUUGGGUCCAACAUCGUGGAUGCUACAAAAUGGACAUUUAUUGUUUCUAUAGUAACGCUUAUGGUACGGGUAUCAAAUGAAAAGGCAACACAAUAAGCAAGGUGAUGUCUAAAUCCAAGUAUUUUCCUAGUCACCCCUAUGAUAUAUAGGCAUCAAAUAAGAGGACUUGGUGACAGAAACAUAACAAUUAAAAUUACGUAAUUCUAAGUCCAUUUUGGUGACCGCUGCGAUUUAUGAUUUCCAUAGUCACUCAUAUAGAAAUGAGGAUAAAGGUUUGAUGAAAGAAACAUGAUAAGCAAAAAGACGUCAUUCUAAAUCCCAUAUGGGGGUCGACGCAGAAUAACGAUUUAUCGUUAGGUAUAUGAUUUAUGUCUAUCGAAAUUUUAUAAUUUAUUUAAUAAAGUAAAGAGUCAUAUUAAUAAAAUAGAUAAAAAUAUUUUAAAAUUUUUAGUUUAAUCUAGUGACAAAAGCUUGUAUUUAAAAAUGCAUUUCUUCUCUUAUUUAUCCAAAAUAAAAAAUCCAUCGUUAUCAUUCCCUAAAACUUUUUAUGUAAUUUGUUUGCAAGACAGGUUAUUACAUUUUUUUUCUCAAAUGAGGUGGAUCUUUGGGUGAUAGGGCAAUUUAUUUUUUUGCUGUUUGAACUAAGUACAGAUAUCGUAUAGUCCAAAGUGUUAUCAUUUUCUUGUAAAGCUGAAGUUUGCGUAUUGCCUAAACCACUAAAAUGCCUUUUUAGCUAAUUCGGCACUAACUAGUUGAUAAAAAUACUUUUUUCUAAGCUUCAAAUUGUUGUUAAUCACUUUUAUAAAUCAUUUAUUGUAGUUAAUGACUUGAAUGAAAUUUUUUAGAAUGUGGAAGGUAGCACUAGCUGAUUGAAUUUUCAAAGUUCCGUCGUGUACGAUUGUGAUACUAAGAAAUGGAUUUUUUAUAAAUAAAACAUCCAACAAUUUGUUAUGUA
This is a messenger RNA of Acanthoscelides obtectus, 7449 nucleotides long. Lineage: Eukaryota; Metazoa; Arthropoda; Insecta; Coleoptera; Chrysomelidae. The record is from the annotation of a GenBank genome assembly.